Messenger RNA from Ylistrum balloti, 999 nucleotides. RefSeq names its product carbohydrate sulfotransferase 9-like. The record is from RefSeq and is a predicted model, not a curated record. Bases 1 to 999 code for a protein of 332 amino acids. Lineage: Eukaryota; Metazoa; Mollusca; Bivalvia; Pectinida; Pectinidae. Gene Ontology annotation, biological process: carbohydrate biosynthetic process. Gene Ontology annotation, cellular component: membrane. Gene Ontology annotation, molecular function: sulfotransferase activity. The transcript has a single exon.
AUGAAUAUCUCUCUAAAGCAUGGGAAACACGGAACACUUAACAACAUAAAAGGCGAAUAUUUCCUUUACAAUCCGAAGCAUAACUUUGUCUUCUGUAUGGUGCAGAAAGUAGGAUGCACAUUCUGGCGACGAGUGUUCCAUUUAUUGACCCACAAUGAAACUUCGAAUCUGUAUUCUAUUGAUCAUUUUAAAGUACACUCCGAAUCUAUUCCUACCCUUGGGCGUUUCAACCUCAGUGAAGCGAGAAGUGUUUUACAAUCUUCAACAUCUGCAUUAUUUACUCGAGACCCUUAUGAACGAGUGUUGUCUGGGUACUUAGACAAAAUAUUCGCGGUAAAUACUUAUUACAUGACACACCUUGGGCGACCUAUCAUCAAAAUGCUACGGAGAAAUGAAAGUAACACAACAUGCGGUCAUGACGUAACAUUUACGGAAUUUGUACAAUAUAUCUUAAAUAUGAAAAAAAAUGGUGUUGAACAAGAAAUCGACCAUCAUUUCACACCUAUGUAUACCCACUGUUUGCCAUGCGAUGUCAAAUAUGACUUUGUGGGUAGAAUGGAAUCCUUCGAUGAAGAUUCUUCUUUUCUCUUCAGAAAAAUAGGCUUAUUUCUAAACAGAACAAUAUUAAUGAAAAAGACUGAUUCCAUCAGUGCUGAUAUACGAUUGAAAUUUAGAGAAGCAUUUAAUGCUGCAAAUACAUUUUCAAAGUGUAUGACGUUGAAGGAAAUGUAUGGUAGAGUCUGGACAACGCUCCAACUCAGAGGAAUGGUAAAUCCGGAUGUUCCAAUGCCUUACUCUCCUAAUGCUACUAUGGACAUGAUACAGCAGGCGGCGGUCAGAGCUAGUGACCCGUCACGUGUGUCGGAGUUCAAACGCAGAGGAUUUAUCAAUAUGUACAAGACCUUGGACAGACGACUUUUGGAAGGACUAAGAGAAUACGUUCUUCUAGAUUGCAAGAUCUUUGGAUACAACGAUAGGCCCGCUGAAAUAUUUUCAUGA